Medioppia subpectinata is the source of this 1366-nucleotide messenger RNA. The record is from the annotation of a GenBank genome assembly. Lineage: Eukaryota; Metazoa; Arthropoda; Arachnida; Sarcoptiformes; Oppiidae.
UUAAAUAUUUUGCGAAAGUUUUCCGAUUUGUGUCCACAACCGGUGGUCACCGAAGAGGACAACAAAUCAAAGAUCAGAUUAUUGGCUGUUUUCGGUGAUAACGGAGAAGAAGUGAUAGCCAUUACCGCCGAUGACCGGGUCUACGGCUUCGGGACCAACCGUUUCGGGCGAUUGGGUCUCGGAGUGAAUGGUUUGAUCGCAAGACCGCAACUGAACGCCACUCUCACCGGAAAGAAGAUAACGAAGAUAUGCUAUGGUUUGGGACAUUGUAUUGGACUGACCCGUAGUGGACAGUGCUAUGGAUGGGGACAUAACUCGUGCGGUCAACUCGGCAUCGGGUCUGUGGCCGACACACCGACUCCUCAACCAAUCAAAACAUUUAGCCUUUCAUUACAACUCAAACCAGUGGUGGGCAUCUCAUGCGGUGAUAAUCACAGUCUUGUGCUGACCAAAGACCACCUUAUCUACGGCUUUGGAGCCAACGAUCGGCGCCAAUGCGGCCAAACAGAGGGCGAAAUGAUUUGUACGCCAACUAAAGUGACAAUCAAUGCUAAGUUUCUGACCAUUUAUUGCGGUCGUAACCAUUCGGCCGCUCUGACCACUACUGGAUCAGUAUAUCUGUGGGGCAGUAAUGACUGUCAACAGUUGGGUCCCGAAGCGGUGUCAGUCGCCGGUCAGACGUACUGUUGUCCGCAACCGUUAAAAGGUCCCAAUAAUCGCAUUUAUCGACAACUGUUCUGCGGACCCGACCAUACGGUAGUGAGGACACCGGCGGACACUAUCUAUUGCUACGGUCUUAAUAUCUGGACAUAUAAUCAAAAAAGUGAUCACUUGUUUAACGCAAUCAAAUUAAUCCGAGAGUCGAUACAAUCGAUGAAUAUCCGCACCGAAAGCGAUGAAGAGAUCUAUUUCUCUGAUCCCGACGACGAAGAAGGCGUUCGAUUGCGUACUAAUACGGGAACCGUUGACAAGAAGGCCACCACUUGUUGUGAUCCGAUUGUAGAUUGUUUUCAAAAGCAUUUGUUGAAAGCGUUUAACAAUCGAUUGGAUUCUGAUUUAAGAUUUAAAGUCGAAAAUCAGUUCAUUUAUUGUCACAAAACUGUUCUCAAGAUUAGAAACAAAGAGUUUUGGGAAAUAUGUGAACAAAAUAUGUUUACCGAACGGGAGAUUGAAAUGAAUGCCUAUUCUUAUGACACAAUUAAAGCGUUUCUCAUGUUUUUGUAUGGAUUGCGACCCGAAGUUAAUGACCAGAACUGUCGACAACUGUUAGGAUUGGCUGAAGAAUACGGCGAAAAGCGACUGAAAGACAUUUGUUGUAAUUUAGUCUAAUUUUUAAAAGAUAUUUUUCAUUAUUUUAACUAUUUUU